Molecule: messenger RNA, 1117 nt
Organism: Colletotrichum acutatum
Lineage: Eukaryota; Fungi; Ascomycota; Sordariomycetes; Glomerellales; Glomerellaceae
Exons: 1
Coding region: 32-862 (276 amino acids)
Source: RefSeq, a predicted model, not a curated record
GUACGGCCGCCGUCCAAAAAAUACUUGCCCCAUGUACUUGUUCUGUCUGGAUGGAUACCGGACGCUUUUAGCUAUCUCAUGUCUUCUCCUCCUACCCAUCCCCAUCAAUCCUACCGUUAAUGCUUCACCUUCCCUCUCCUUCUCAAACACUCCCGAUUCUCACAAAACAGACAUACUCACUAGUUCCAUUUUCCUUCUUCGCCUACUUCCUGCUUCUUCCACUCUCUCACGAUCCACUGCGAAUCCUUUUCUCGACACCCUCCGUCACAUUCGCCUGAUAUCCCCUCCAAAUCAAAGAGAUAUCCAUAUCGCUGCACGACAUCAAUCGCCUGCCGCCGUACGAACAUCGUCGCCGACUUCAUUCCUCGUGCCCACAACACAACACAACACAGCUAUUCCGACACGGGUCACCAUCUCGCUACCACGUUCUCUCAUAGCUAGUUUCCUUGUCCUACCAAACACCAACUUCGAGAGACCUUCCACAGUAUUGACGAAUUCAACCACCAAACCACGCCCCAUACCGUUUGUUUCCUUCGAUCAGCAUUCCCCUCCCGAAUUCGAAUCUGUAAAGACGUCACGUCGCCAGUCUCCGAAGCCACGAGCCAAAGGAACCCGUUUGUACCGCAUCGUAUACUCGACCGUAUUGGAUAACCGUCGAACGUGUGGCUUGAUUGCAUUCCGCACACAUCUCUCAGAACACACUACCACUGGUCUACCUUGGGGCUUCGCUGCACUCUUACUGUUGACUGACUGUCGUCUGCGACAUUCUGCAAGCAGCAUCUUGCACACUCAUUGCCGAUUGCGACGAGUCAAUUCCAUUCCCGUCACCAAGACACUUCUAGCGUCUCCAAUCUUGUCUUAGUGCAAGCCUCCUCCCAAAGCCUGACUGGACAUAGCGCCCUUAUCUACAACGCUCUGGGCUAUAUACCUACCGUGGGCCCCGUCCUUUCCCAGCUUUCUACGACCUAAGCUGUGCUUGCUCUUUUGGACUCAACACUACAACAACAAGCAUUUUACACCACAUCGAUAAUCUUCACUCGAUCAACGAAUAGCGCUACUCAACUUGCCGUACCCACUUGUGCAACAAAAAGUAGGAUUUGUUCACUUCAUCGAGACU